This is a messenger RNA of Emiliania huxleyi CCMP1516, 507 nucleotides long. RefSeq lists its product as hypothetical. The record is from RefSeq and is a predicted model, not a curated record. The coding region runs from base 1 to 507 and encodes 168 amino acids. Gene Ontology annotation, biological process: snRNA import into nucleus. Gene Ontology annotation, cellular component: cytoplasm; nucleus. NCBI's taxonomy places the organism in Eukaryota, Haptophyta, Isochrysidales, Noelaerhabdaceae. The transcript has 4 exons.
AUGGCGCCCGAGUGGAUGGUCGACGUCCCCGAGGACCUUCCGAGCUGCUGGUCGGUGGUGGCGCGGCCGGCGGGCGUGCGCUGCCUCGUCACCACCGGCGGCGGGGAGACGCGGAGGCACGCGAAGGGCUGCGCGCCGCGCCGCUUCCCGUCGGCGCUGCCGGGAGGGCGGCGGGCGGCGGGCGGCGCGGGCCACGUCCAGCUCGACUGCGUGUGGGCCGAGGCGGAGCAGACGUACUAUGUGAGAGGCUAUGUGCUCGACCUGCUGGCGUGGAAGGGGCUGCGGCUGGUCGACCACCCCUACGAGGAGCGCGUGUCGGACGCGAGCUGCUCGUCGCGCUUCUACGACUACGGCUCGGCGCAGAUGGCGCGCGAGCUCGCGGCGGCACCCGACAAGGCGGCACGGUGGAGGCCGGGCGAGACGGAGGCGGCGCUGCCCAUCGGCGCGCUGCUCGCGGCGUGCGAGGGUGCCAUGGAAGCAGACUCUGGGGCGGCGGCGGGGCGGUAG